AUGACGUCUUCAAGUUCAAAAGGAAAACGAAAAGAAUGGAACACAGAUCACAUGACAGAAGCUAUACGAAUGGUUAGAGAGAAAAAAAUGGGUUAUUUUAAAGCAGCAAAACACUUUGAUGUACCAAGAACCACUUUGUUUCGAUUAUGUCAGAAAAAUGAGCUAUCUCCAGAAGAAGCUGCAGCCACUAAAUUAGGAAGAAAAUCUGUUUUAGGUGAUCAGCUCGAAAAUCUACUAGUAGAAUAUAUUUUAAAGAUGGAGAGCAAGUUUCAUGGUUUGACGAGGAAUGAUGUUCGUAGAAUGGCGUAUAUGUUGGCCAAACGCAAUAAUUUGGAGAAUCCGUUUGGUGAGUCCGGAACGGCUGGAAAAAAAUGGCUAAAGCUAUUUUUAAAUCGUCAUAAGCAAAAACUUUCGAUGAGAAGACCCACUGGCACGUCUUUUGCAAGAGCUUUUGGUUUCAGUAAAGAAAAAGUAGACGCUUUUUUUGAUCUUCUUGAAGAAGUCUACACUAAGGGCCUUUGGCCAUUGAAUAAAAACAUAUUCAGCGAGAUCGACUACCUUGCUGCCCAACAAGAUGCAGUAAAAGAUGGUUGCACAAUCAAUGCCACUCCAACAAAAUCAAGCUCCCAGUCGAAAGAAUCAUCAACAAACGAUGCAAGACCACCUGAUAAUAGAUUGAUUUUAACUGAAACUUCUGUCACACCAAGACAAGACACAGAAUUCGAUCCAGAACCCUCAACUUCCAGGCUUUCUCGCAGUACUCUAAGUCGCCCUAUGACAUCGGCCCAGUGCCAGAUAAAAAAAGAAAGAUUUCUAAUAGAGGAAGAAAAACAACUAUUGCUGAAAUAA
Parnassius mnemosyne (clouded apollo) is the source of this 849-nucleotide messenger RNA. Lineage: Eukaryota; Metazoa; Arthropoda; Insecta; Lepidoptera; Papilionidae. The record is from the annotation of a GenBank genome assembly.